ACUUCAUAUUUGUUAACGAUAUUUUUCAAUCUUGAGUAAAAAGAAAUAAAAAAGAAAUUAUAUUCGCUGAAAGCAGUGAUGCAGAGCGACAGCACCAGUAUUUAAUAUUAACCAUACACAUGAAGUGCGCGGGUGCAUUUAUACAACGAAUCUAGGAAAAUGAUAUAAAACGAAAUAAAUUAAGUUAGCAACAACAAUCUUUCAAAAGAGUAAAGUGAAAUUAACCUUUUAUGGUUUGUGCCGCAAUUUAAGGCGAAAUGUAUGUAGGAGCACACAAGUGUCUCUGUUUGGCCAACGGUUGGCGCAGUUGGUGAGAGCAUCACUGACAGCAAAGGAAAAUAUCAGAAAGCUCGAUGGCAACACGUAUACGAAAACAACACCAACACAAUUGGCUAGCGUUGCUGCUCAUUUGGACUUGUUGUGUGGCACUUGCCGCCGGUCAGGGCCUACGUUUGCCCGAUCAGCAACCCCAACAACAGCAACAGCAGCCACAGCAAACAAAUAUUCAACAGAUUUAUGCACCACAGCCUCAGCAGCAGCAGCAGCAGCAGCAGCAGCAAUUCCAUCAACAACCACAGCCCCAAUUGCAACAACAACAACAACAACAACCGCAAUUGCAACAACAAACUCCAGCUGUGAGUUAUGGUCAAGAGCGUGGUCUGGGCUCCGCUUUCCUGAGUUUAAUCGGUCUGCAGCAGGACAACGACCCCUUCUUGGCGCGUACCAAUCAAAAUUGUGUGAGCGGUGAUUUGUCCGAGUGUUUUAAGACACAAGCGUUGAGCAGUUUCGAUGAGAUUUUCUAUCGUGAUUCAUAUGCUUUAUCAGAUUUUGCACGUGUCAUUCGUUUGCCCGAAACGCAGCAACGAUCCCUACUACAAGAACCAUUCGAGUACUCACAAGAGCCGCGUAAUGAGGAUAGCGAUUGGGAUCAGUUGGUUAAAUAUGCGCUGAGACGAGCUGAACGCUUCGUCAAAUCCACAGCUUUGGAAGUUGAUGUACCGGAAGAGCUCACCGAAGCGGGCCGCUAUGAGGCACGUUUUAUCGGCAAUGAUAUCGAUAGUGAAUUGGAUGUGAUUGAGGACAAGCAUGCGCCCGUCUUCAGUAAGUCGCGCUCCAAAUCAUCACGCAAGAAGUUGAAGAAGAUGAUCAUUCCCCUGCUGUUGGUUUUGAAGAUCUUCAAGUUGAAAUUGCUGCUCUUCCUGCCCUUCAUUCUCGGCAUUGUUGGUCUCAAGAAAAUACUCGGCUUGGCUGCUAUCAUUUUGCCCGGUCUAUUUGCCUACUUCAAGCUUUGUCGCCCACCAGGUGGUCCCGGCUUUGGCGGUGGCGCCUUCUCUGGUCUUUUCGGCAGCAAAAACACCAUACCCGAGUAUUCACCACAAGGUGUGGGCUCCGCCACCUACUAUCACCACCACGAACACUACGAUGGUGGUGCUGGUCAUGGACAAUUCUAUCGUCAAGAUCCCGCCUUCUCAAAACCAUACACAGAUUAUUAUAGUAAAAAUUAUCAAAAUGUUGCCAACGGUGGCAACUCUGUAAGCUUUGGUGAUGCACAUGAAGCUGCCUACUCGGGAUAUUAUGGUCGCAACACUGGCAAGGAUAUACAAAGUGAGCAGAAGAGCUAAAUUUGACUUUGCGUACGCAUUCGCAGUCUGCCAUCCUAGCAGCAUGAACCUUAUGAAGUUUGUGCUUUUGCUUGUGUUAUUUUAUUUUAUUCUAUUUUAUUUAUAAGUAUGCGUUGUUUUCAUUGAAUUUGUUGUACGCUUGUGCGUGUUUUCAUCGACAGUUGAUUUGUAAAUAUUUCAGUUGCUCAAUAGACUAGCCGCAGUUUGUUGAACGCUCACACACGAAAGCCUUAGAUAAAUUAUUUAUUUUAUU
This is a messenger RNA of Ceratitis capitata (Mediterranean fruit fly), 1875 nucleotides long. RefSeq names its product glucose-repressible alcohol dehydrogenase transcriptional effector (gene Osi2). The record is from RefSeq and is a predicted model, not a curated record. NCBI's taxonomy places the organism in Eukaryota, Metazoa, Arthropoda, Insecta, Diptera, Tephritidae. The transcript is spliced from 5 exons. Bases 354 to 1622 code for a protein of 422 amino acids.